Messenger RNA from Carassius auratus (goldfish), 715 nucleotides. RefSeq lists its product as uncharacterized. Bases 38 to 715 code for a protein of 225 amino acids. The record is from RefSeq and is a predicted model, not a curated record. The transcript has 5 exons. NCBI's taxonomy places the organism in Eukaryota, Metazoa, Chordata, Actinopteri, Cypriniformes, Cyprinidae.
AUUUAACUGAUUAAUCAGGGGAACAGAAGCUACAAACAUGGGAGGCUACCUUGUGCUCACUUUGUUUGUUUUUCUUGUUGAUGGUCUGGUUGCUGACACAUCUGGAUUGAACUUGCUGUCAGUGAUGGAGGGACACAAUGUGACUCUAAGCACAGGAGUUACCAAACAACAACGUGACAAGAUGCUGUGGUAUUUCAACAAUACUCUGAUAGCUCUGAUCAAUGGAGAUCCCAGUAAGAGUUGUCUGUAUUAUGGUGAAGGAGGGAUAUUCAGAGACAGACUGAAGGUGGACUAUGAGACUGGAUCUCUGAUCAUCACAGAUAUCACAUCUCAACACGCUGGACGUUAUGAAGCAAAUUUCAUCCAAAGCAAGAGCACGGGAACCAGCCAAAGCUUGAAUCGAAACAGCAAGUGUGACGGCACAAAAAUCACCAGAAAAAUGAGCAACAUCGGCGAAGCCAUCAAAACUUUAAGUGUUUCUGUCACUGCCUCUCUCUCUGGUACUGACAAACCCAACAAAGUAUCAUACAAUGAGGACAAGGAACAAGAGCAUGAGAGCAGUGUGUCUUUAGGUCUUAUAGCUGGAAUAUGUGUUGGUGUGUUGCUGCUAGCUACAGCUGCUGUUCUUGGUGUGAUUUACUAUCAUUGCAGGAGAUCUAGCAAGGAAAACAUUGAGAAAAACAAGUUUGAGCAGCUGCUGAAAGUCCCAUUGUGA